Molecule: messenger RNA, 672 nt
Organism: Myzus persicae (green peach aphid)
Lineage: Eukaryota; Metazoa; Arthropoda; Insecta; Hemiptera; Aphididae
Exons: 5
Coding region: 1-672 (223 amino acids)
Source: RefSeq, a predicted model, not a curated record
AUGAAGACAAAAGAAGAUAAAGCAACUUUAAUCGAUUUAGUAAAAAAGAAAAGACUAUCUGCGAAAAAUGUAAAUGACAAAUGGGAUAAUAAUGGGAAAAAUACAUUAGAGAAUAACACAAAUUUUAAAGAUAACGAACUUAAAGAUAAUAAAAGUGAUCUCUCAUUUGUUGAUAUUUUUAGUACUAAAAUUACAGAAUCAGAAAUCUCAAAUAUAAUUAAAAAUUUAAAAGAUGAAACAGCUGCUGGAAUUGAUACAGUAACGGUAAAACUAAUUAAACCUGGCUUAGGGACAGUAAAUGCACUUUAUAACGCCACGAGUCACGUAUAUAAUGCCCUUGAUCAUGGUAAAAAAACAUUAGCUGUUUUCUUUGACCUAGCAAAGGCAUUUGACAUGGUUAAUCAUGAAGAACUAAUAAAGACUCUACCUAGUUUUGGCAUAAAAACAACUAGUUUAAAUUGGUUUAGAAAUUAUCUAAAAGAUAGGCAACAAAUAGUUAAAAUAAACAAAACAUUGGGUCAAAAAAGGAAAAUCAUAUGUGGAGUCCCACAAGAUGGUAAAGUUGUAACAUAUGCGGAUGACACCUGUCUACUCUUCACAGAUAGCUCGUGGCAUUCUGUACAACUUAAAGCAAUAUCUGAGCUCAAAAAAGAACUAACAGUACAUUGNUAG